This is a messenger RNA of Epinephelus moara (kelp grouper), 5283 nucleotides long. RefSeq names its product double C2-like domains, delta (gene doc2g). The coding region runs from base 1 to 1284 and encodes 427 amino acids. NCBI's taxonomy places the organism in Eukaryota, Metazoa, Chordata, Actinopteri, Perciformes, Serranidae. The record is from RefSeq and is a predicted model, not a curated record. The transcript is spliced from 10 exons. Gene Ontology annotation, cellular component: membrane.
AUGAGCGUCUCCAAACCCCCGCCGCCCCCCUCCACCUCCCACCUGGCCAUACCCCCUUCCUCCUCCACCUCCACCCCUUCCUCAUCCGCCUCCUCCCCCAUGGCGACGCCCCACUCUGCUGGCCCGCCCCCGCCCUCGCCAGUCAAGAUCUCUAUGCAGGAGCACUUUGCCAUCAACGUGUGCCCGGGCCCCAUCCUCCCCAUCCCACAGAUCUCAGACUUCUUCCCCCGUUUCCACGACUACCCCUGCACGCCACCACCCCCAAGGGAGAAGAAGAUCCUGAAAGAGGAGACUUUUAAUGGGGAGACGGGCGGAGGAUACAAGGAUGGGGAGAGGAGGGGGGACAACGACGGAGACAGGGAGGAGGCGGUCGACUCUGAUGAUGAUGACACCUACCUGGGAACGUUGGAGUUCACCCUGCUCUUUGAUCAGGAGAACAACUGUCUUCAUUGUACUAUUCACAAAGCAAAGGGACUGAAAGCCAUGGACUCCAAUGGACUGGCUGAUCCAUACGUCAAGCUUCAUCUUCUCCCCGGGGCUAGCAAGGCAAACAAGCUACGCACAAAAACCCUGAAGAAUACGCUGAACCCAGUGUGGAACGAAACGCUGGUGUAUCAUGGCAUCACAGCAGCCGACAUGACCACCAAAACGCUCAGGCUGUGUGUGUGUGACAUGGACAGACUCGGAAGAAAUGAAUUCAUCGGAGAGGUGAGAGUGGCUCUGAAGAAACUGAAAGAGGGCGAGAACAAGCGCUACAAUAUGGGCCUCGAGAGAAUUGCACAGAAUAAAGAAGCUAACAAUCAAACAGUGGAGCAGGGAGCGGUCGUGGCAGAGGAGGAGCGUGGCCGCAUCCUGGUGUCACUGUGCUAUAACACAGAGAAGGGCUGCCUGCUGGUUGGGAUCAUACGCUGUGCCCAUCUGGCUGCCAUGGACUCCAACGGCUACUCUGACCCCUUCGUCAAAAUCAUCUUGCAGCCAGACAUGGGGAAAAAGUCCAAGUACAAGACAUCAGUGAAGAAAAAGACUCUCAACCCCGAAUUCAAUGAGGAGUUUUCAUACGAAGUAACCCUGGACCAGCUGGCGAAGAAAACCCUGGAGAUCUCUGUGUGGGACUAUGACUUGGGAAUGAGCAACGACUUCAUAGGCGGAGUGGAGCUGGGCAUCAAUGCAAGUGGACAGAGACUCAGACACUGGUUCGACUGUCUCAAAAACAAAGGGAAGAAAGUGGAGUACUGGCAUACGCUCACACAGCAAGGAGCCCCGAGCAGUGACAAACCGGACUAGAUCACACAAGAAAUUCAUGCAUACACGCACACGUACACACACAAACACACACACUGGAAGAUGGUUGAUAACAGAGACCAAGUGAGACAGUAGUAAGAGCAAAGGAUAAAACAUGCAAUAAUAAUAAUAAUGUUGAAACUGAUCAUAUAACGCCAACAAUUACUGCACCAAGUAUUAGUAUAUGAUAUUCAUACUAAUAUUAGUGAUGGUAAAAGGUUGUAAUCUGAAUACUUUUUUUUUUUCAAAGGUGAACCAAAUUGUGACGAUGUCCUCAUUAAAGUGUUAACGUAACAAAACAAUACUUACAAAAUUGUGCUUUAGACUUUAAUGUAUCGUGGAAGUCGCUCAUAUUCUGUCAUUCAAAUUUACACCUAAUGAAGAGAUUUGAGAUUAAUGUACUCAAAGUUCAUUCAGUGAAAGGCGCCAAAAGUAUGUGCACGCUAGUGACUCAUAAUGUGGUACGUAGUUAAAGAAGCAGGAAUGUAAUGAAAGAGUGAUUCUGUACUGAGAAGAAGUUUCUAUUUUAGUGGUUGUUGAUCUGAUGCAAAACAACACACCGUAUUAUAAAGCACAAAAUGAUCCAUAUGGUGGAUUUGUACCUUUACCGUUUCAGUGUUCUUGUUCUUAUGUCUUUCAUUGUCUUUAAGUGACAGUGGCUUUCUAUACACCUUCAUACCAGACAUUAACGUGUCAGUGUGUGCGUGUGUGUGCAUGAGGGCUAUGAGAAUAUGAGUGCCUACAUUUUCUGUCUGUGCAGUGUGUGCGUGUGUGUGUGUGUGUAUCUGUAUUCACAUCACGCCCCAUUCAAAAUGUCUCCAUCCAAGUUAAGAAGCACAGAGCGAGGUGAGAAGAAAUAUUAACAAAGGACAAGAAAGACAUGAGAGAAAUCCUACGCCGCCGCAGGCCUCAGUGGUGUGAGUGCUCCUGGCUGGGGGACACUGACAAGCUGUCAAUCGUGUGUGCCAGAACCUUUGCCAUCAAUGUCUCCCAUUACCAGCCAGUCAUAGUGCAACUUUCAGGAUGGAUUUUAUCUUGAUUGUAACCUCUGACCGCUCUUUUUAAGCUUUCCUGAUGAAAGGAUGAAUGGAUAUACAGAUAUUGCUUUUUGGAGGUGCCGUUUGUAGCUUCAUUUCACUGCAGCUUUUCAGAUUUCAAUAGGACCCAAGCAGGUUUUACCUCAGUGACUCCAAUUCUGCUCCAACAGAGUCACAGAUGAUGCAAUAUUUUCUCCCUGCACGGCAAUAUCCCAGCAGUAAUGCAUUAAUUUGAAAAUUCAGGCAUUUGAUUGGUCCUGUUAUCAGAUAUAUGAGAAUAGGGACUCCCAAUAGCCUGAAAAAAGUCCCCAAUUCAACAUUUUACACCCUCAGACACUGUUCUGGAGAGAAUGUAAAAAGUAUGUUCAAGAAAUUUGGCUGAAAUCUACAUCAACCGUCUCAACCAUAGCUCUUCUUCUUCUUCUUCUUCUUCUUCUUCUUCUUCUUCAUCUUCAUCUAAAGGGUGUCAUUCCUGUGAUCAGCGUUGCAUUCAUCCCAUUACCUCUGACCUGUAAAAUAUCAGGUCUGUAGUGACACAUAUUUCAUCCUCUGGACAAGAGACACCAGGACUAUUGUGUCCAUGUCUGUGACAUGAUGUCCACCUACAUUUUAAAGGAGAUAGUUCACGUCUUUUGUAGUGAGGUUGUAUGUAGUACUUACCUAUACUCAUUGUAUUACAUGUCAGCUGGCAUGUCUCUGGUUUGGAGAAGCAGGCUGGAGUCCAACAUGAAAGCUAAGCAAUGUACGGCUGUGGAUGGGGGGGUCAACAACAAAAUGUCUUUUAGCAACCUAAAAAAAAGUCCUUCCUAAAAAAAAUCAAGUGCACACUUAUAUUUUCAAUUUUCACUGCUUUACCUUGCCAUCAGACAGUUCUUUCCUGAAGCCUAGGGUUGAGCCCAAUAGUCAGAGGGAAUAAAUACCCAGUACGGAAAAUGUACUUUUUACAAGUAUUAUUUAAGUAAAACGUGUCAGUGUCUGUAGUUGUGAUGAAGGAGAAUCAUCAUUUGAAUAGCUGUGUUCAGUCUCUAACUCAAAAACUGUCUGAAGCUCACUUCUGUGAUGUGUUAUGUGUUCUGUAAAUAGUUUUAUAAUAAAUAAUAAAUAAAGCAACUUCUGAUCAGCCAAUAUCAACUGCAGAUGUAAAUAACAAGUUCUGAUUAGGCCCCACCCAUUUUAAGUUAAACCCCACCCACUUCUGGUCUAAAUUCUGCCCUUUCUAAGAUCAAAUAUGGAUAGAUACAGAUAAUGGUGUACUCGCUCAUCCCAUCUGAAACCAUCAUAUCCCUGUCUUCAGAGCCAGACUCCAUUGAGAAAAAUGGUGAUUUAACAACGCAUAAUACAGGAGCUGCUGGUCUAUCGCUGCCUCAAUCAGUUAGUUUGUGUAAUUGUGUGUCUUUGGCGUAUAACAGGCUUAGUUCAGAUUCACUAAAGUUACACAAUAACACAAACCAACUAACUGACUGAGGCAGCUGUAGACCAGGGGCUCCCUAUGUUCAGUGCGCAAAAUUACUGUUUAAUUCAAUGGAGUACGGUGGCUUUGACGAGAGCACAGAUGGGGACCUGACGCCGCUAUUAGCUUCCCUGUCAGAACAGGCCGUCCGACGGAGAAGUACAGCAGUGAAAAUACUCUCAAUAUAGCAUACACUUAAACUGUAAUAGAUCUUUUUAGUUUGGACUUUUUAAGGUGGCUAAAAUACGUUUUGCUGCCUCCCCCGUUUACAGCAGUACGCUGCUUAGUUUCCAUAUUGGUACUCCUGUCGCUUCUCCAAACACGGGGUGUGCCGACUGAGAUCUACCGACUGACACACUGACAAUGGAUAGUUACCCCAUACAACCCUACUUCAAAAAAUCCGAACUAUUCCUUUAACCUCAGGCAGUCAAUUUCACCCUGCGUGCAUGGCAGCAGGAGACAGUGGAUCAUCGAAGGCCAGGAUCCAAGAUACUGAAAAACUAUGCUAGAUCACCUACUGUCUAAAUGCCUGCCAGAAUAUCAAAUGUAUUCCACCGGUUCAUCUUUCACUACAGCUCUGGCCAUACACAGGUUCACAAAAGCAAACCCACAGUCAGUCAGUGGCCUCCGGGAGUUUUUCUAACUGUUGAAUCGAUCCGGCUGCUCAUAUUCUUGGUGUCCUUCAACAACCUUGUGAAUGUCUCAUCGUUGACUGCAAAAAAAAAAAAAGGAAAAAAAAAGGAUCCUUCAGUGGUGAAUUAGGUUUAGAAUAAAAAAGGGCUUGGGCAUUAUCAAAGCUAGGAACUAAACCAUGUGGUGUAACAGGAAGCUUAAACACAUUUUCAGUUAGACCUUAAAUUACUUUAACAAGAGGGUUGGGCAAAGAUUAUUCUGUACUUUCUCUAUGCACAUCAGAACUCCCAGCACGUCGGCAGUGAGAUAAUCAAACCAAAACAACAACAUUAUGUUAUCCAGGCAUCAAAGAUGCAUUUUCUGGGAAUACUCAGUACUUUGAUUGGGGCUAGGCUGGGUGACAGUGAUCUAAUAGAGUUCACAUUUCAGGCUGGAUGGUUGCUUCUUCCUGUCUCUGGAUCUGUUGGUUUUGUUUACAGUCACCAAAUUUUCUGACUUGUCUAUUGACCCUGCUUUGCUUCUGUAAUCACUUUAUUUGCAAUACAGCUGCAUGUUUAGCGACCAUUAUAUCAGCGUGUAUAAUAGAGUGCAACCAUAGCUGAUCAAUCUGAAUGCUGAUGUGUUUACAGUCUCUGCCAUCAGUGUGUAUUUGUUUGUGAAUACGAUGAUUCAGGGUAUUUUUUGCUCAGUUGCUUUGCUUUACCAAGCAAGCUAUUGCUUUAAAAGACAAAACCUUUACUGUCACAGAUUUUGACACUUCGUCUUCCUUAAAAUUGAUAUCAGUGGGAAUGAUGCAGGAGGGCAGGGGCGAAUGAGAUGGGGAAUUCACUACUGCAGUCCCUGUGUAUUCACUGUCAAUGUCAAUCACACAGUAUGGCUGCC